AUGCCUUACACACCUCCCUCACAGCGGUCCCCGGCAACCUCCAAGACUAGCAGUCCUACACUAAGCCGGAAUCACUCCUAUGUCGAUCAGCCACCCCACUCGCCGGUGACCGCCCGUCGCCCAUCACUGCCUCGCUCCGUCUCGUCAACCUCGUACCUCGCAAAGUCACGGCGGUCGUCGACGUCCGUCACAAUAGAGAACACUGUUGCAAAUGGCCUGUCUCCCAAUACCACCACUGACAUCAAGUCCGACGCCACCCAGCAUGGCCCAUCCACAAACGGUGCGAUUACCACACCGCCUGAUUCCUCGGAUGACGAAGAACGUGGACGUCGCGUAGGGGACCUGCGUGAACUGCAACAGGCUCUCCAAGGCAUCGACCAGAAGAGACAGUCAUCACCUUCCGCAGAGGUCACCGAGAGGGUCAAGGACUCCAAGCCACAACCCCCCGUCACACUGGCGCGCUCUCUCUCGGCCGAGGCACGCAAGAUUGCACACUCACGCUCGUCGAGCGAGAUCAUGCUCUCCCAACACAUGAUGCACCCCAUCAACACUGAGACCAUCAUCAGCUCGUCUGAUGGUAGUGAUGCUGAGGAUGAUGAGCUCCGGAUAAAGCCCCCGCUACUACGCAAGAAGUCUGGUGAGCUUGUCAAGCCAGCUCUUCGUCCUCCUUCCAGGCGUCGCCCAUCCAGCAUGCCCGGCACCCCCACCUACUCCAAGGCGGUGCACUUCAACGAGGAGAUUGAGCAAGUACGCCACUUCCUUCAGGUCGACCGACCCAUCGCUGUCAGUGCCGGCUCGUCACCCGUCGAGACCUAUGACAGCGAGAGCGAGUAUCCGUUCGCGGACAACUCUCGGUCCAAGACACCUGAGUGGGACAUCAAGCUUGCAAACUUCCCCUCAUCGAAUAGCUACGAGCGACAGACUGCUCCAGUCCGAGUUGAGCGCAUCUUCCUUGCUUCUGAUCACCAGACUCUGGUUGGCAACAUUGCCGUUGCUAACCUGUCCUUCCACAAGCUCGUCGUGGCUCGCUUCACGCUCGACUACUGGAAGACUACAUCAGAGGUAGUUGCCGAGUUCAACCACGACGUCCGCAAGAAGCAAAAAGAAGAUGGCUACGACCGCUUCAACUUCAACAUCAAGUUGGCUGACCAAGCCAACCUCGAGUCCAAGACUCUGUUGUUGUGCGUUCGUUACCAGGUCAAUGGCCAAGAGUAUUGGGACAACAACAAUGCCAUGAACUACCAGGUCGACUUCACCAAGAAGGCUAAGCAACGGGGACACAAGCGCCCCACCGCUAGCCUGGGUGCUAUCCCUCGUAGCAGGCACUCACCUCUUGCUCCUCGCCCACGCUCAAUGCCCGCUGCUUCGUUUGACGACGAUUUUGGCCACGAGUUCGAGACCAAAUUCCAGUUUGGUAGCGGACGUGCCAUCAUCGGCGACUCACCUAGCUCGGUCAUCAAGCUGAAGCCCAAGAGCAAGCGUACCGUCCCCCAGAACCAGGCCCCACCUUCACAGGUCAGCCAGGCUUUCGCCUCUCGCUAUGACUUUGGUGCAUCUCUCACUGCUGCUCUGUCCAACGCUCAAACCGCACUUGGUGACCGCAGUGGACUGAAGUUGGACAAGGACAAGAUGAACAAAGGCUACUUUGAUCGUUCUAUUCCUACGGCUCAGCCUCACUCUACCAGUGCUCCUAUUCCCGGCGCCCGUCCCGACUCUCUGACUUUGGAAAAGCCCGAUCUUCAGUCUGCAGAGUACAAUGAGUUGAUCCAAAAAUUCUGCUUUUUUGGCACCCCGACUGGGAAAAUCUCUCCAAAUGUCACCACGCCUGCCGUCAGGCCUACGCAAGGUGACGGAGCUCUUGACUACAUGAACAACAGCUCUGGAAGCAACCAGUCGUCGGCUACCAGCAGUCCUGCGUCCCCUGCCAUGCCCGUCAUGGCAGAUGGUGCCAGUGACUCUGUCUCAUUCCUAUCUCGCUCAGCUUCUCCCGGUCCUGUCACCGGCUAUGCACCUGAAGACCGCUAUGCCUCCUCAUAUGAGUAUGGCUACACGAUGCCAGGUGGCGCCUUUACCGAACGCAGCCACACCCCUCAGGCUUGUGUCUAA
Molecule: messenger RNA, 2106 nt
Organism: Bipolaris zeicola 26-R-13
Lineage: Eukaryota; Fungi; Ascomycota; Dothideomycetes; Pleosporales; Pleosporaceae
Product: carbohydrate-binding module family 21 protein
Exons: 3
Coding region: 1-2106 (701 amino acids)
Biological process (GO): regulation of glycogen biosynthetic process
Cellular component (GO): protein phosphatase type 1 complex
Molecular function (GO): glycogen binding; protein phosphatase 1 binding
Source: RefSeq, a predicted model, not a curated record